AUGAUUGCAUCGAUUAAUCUGCAAGCAAUUGCAUUUGCUGAUAGAUGUUUGUGGAGAUUAUUCAGCGGUUUAUCAUCUGAUGGGAAUUUAAUGAGGAUGGAGGAUAGAAAGCAGCAAGAGACAUUUUUGAGAUGUACUCGGAAAAAUGACAGAGCCCUUCACUCUCUCACCGCCGGCACCAGAAGAACCGCCGGACUGCCGCCGGCCGACCGACCUGCUCCGACGCCGGAAAAGCUUGCGCGUGAGGCUCACGCGCCACCUUAUGUCACUGGUAAUAAAAAGCAACCUGAUGAGCGUGAUCCAGAUUUUCCUCAAUGGGACUCAAAUAAUUGUCUUGUUAUGACAUGGUUACUGAACUCGAUGCAACCUAAUAUCUCUAAGUCCUAUUUGUUAAUUGAUACUGCUGCAAAAAUAUGGAAAGCUUUGUCCUUAACUUAUUCCAAGAUUGGGAAUGAUGCCCAAAUUUAUGAUAUUCGGAAUAAGAUUCAUGGUACUAAGCAAGGAGAAAUGACUAUCUCCCAAUUUUAUUCUGAGUUAUGUGGCUUAUGGCAGGAACUUGAUUACUAUCAAGACUUUCAGGCAGACUGCACUGGAGAUACAGUCAAAUUUCAGAGAAUGAUUGAAAAGGAGCGGGUCUAUGAUUUUCUUGCAGGGUUGAAUAAUGAAUAUGAUCCAAUUCGAGUCCAAGUGUUGGGAAGAAAUCCUUUUCCUUCUCUACAAGAGGCCCACGCUCAUGUUCAACAAGAGGAAAGUCGUCGACAUGCUAUGCUCUAUACUGCACCAGUUGAAAAGGCUGGGUUGACUACUAGUUUGAGCACACCACAGCCUCCUACUUCUGAGAAAGAUCAAUUACACUGUGACUAUUGUGGGAAACCGAGGCAUACCAAAGAGACUUGUUGGAAGUUACAUGGUCGUCCCACUAGAGGUCGUGGAGGAAAACGAGGUACCUCUAGAAAUCAAGCUAAUUUAGCAGAAACUGUGGAGGAGCCUUUAAGGAGACAACAACGACUGAGUUUCUUUCCGCUAAUGAACUUCAGAGUCUCAAGCGCCUCUUGUCUCAUAUUGACACCUCUUCAUCCUCUGGUGCCACAUCUAACUUUGUAAAGUCAGGAUCUUCGCACAGGGAAGAGGAUUGGCAAUGGUAGGCUGCAUGAUGGCUUAUACAUGUUGGAGAGUGAUCCGGGUUCUUCGAUAUCUCAAGCUUGUUUUGGAGAAAAUAAGGAUGUCAAUCGGGAAAUAAUACAAUGGCACCGGCGAUUAGGACAUCCAUCAUUUUUUGUCUUAGAAAAACUUUAUCCUGAUUUGUUUGCUAAAACCCAGUUUGGCUCUUUAUUUUGUGAUGCUUGUGAGUAUGCUAAACACACUAGAACAUCCUAUCCUUUGAGUCAUAAUAAAAGUCAAAUUCCUUUUGCAACUAUUCAUUCUGAUGUUUGGGGGCCUA
Manihot esculenta (cassava) is the source of this 1441-nucleotide messenger RNA. RefSeq lists its product as uncharacterized. Bases 1 to 1104 code for a protein of 367 amino acids. Lineage: Eukaryota; Viridiplantae; Streptophyta; Magnoliopsida; Malpighiales; Euphorbiaceae. The transcript has 3 exons. The record is from RefSeq and is a predicted model, not a curated record.